AUGCGAGAAGCUCUCGCCUCUCUCCUCGUUUUCUUCGCAGCAGCCCUAUGCAAGCUGGCUAGGGUUCCGAUAGCGGUAGUAAAAUCGGUGGUGAGGAGCUGGCAAUCCGAAGGCGCAGUCUUCUCUAAUUCCAGGGAAGAGGAGAUCGAAGAGAUUUCUGUAAUCAGGUCUCCCAUUUGGGGAGGAUCGGGUAAAAAUCGAAGGAGAGGGGAAAUCGACUAUUUCUCGAGGUAUAUCCAGAUUCGAAAAUCAUGGAUGAUAAACACGAAUCGAGAGUCCGUCCAGAGUACGGUGCUCCGAUUAGCUCCAAAUUGGAGCUAUAUAGUCUCGCAGGCGAGACUAGGAAACCCACCAACAAAGGCUCGGUGUUUCCGGUGGUGGCGUUUAUAUCGGCGACGUGAGUUCCCAAACCGACGGUGGUCUUAUAUGAGAGGUAUGCCUCCAUCUAAUAUCAACAUGGGGAUUGGGUUUGUGGGUAUUUUAUACCUACCGUUUUUUGUUCUUAUUGGCCUAAUCUGGGGUCUAUACUGGUGUAUCCAGAGACGAUUGUCCCAGGCAAUGUCAUCCGGUGAUGUCCCAGCUGAAAAGGCGACAGCGGUACAGCCUGAGGUUCGGGUGACUGGUGAAACAGGAGCUGAGAAACAAGGUGAGGCGAUGAAGGUUGAUGAAGUGGUGCCAAAGGUCCAGGUGACUGGUGCAACUCAAGCUGAGAAACAGGAGGAUAUGAUGAAGAUUGAUGAAGUGGCGGCGGGGAUCCAGGCCAUGGCGAUGGACCAAGUUGUGGAGUUCUCGAUGGAUGAUGUCGCUACAGGGGUGCAAUGGGCGAAGAUGAGCUUGCUUGGCAGGCUAUUUAUGGAGAAUCCACCUAGUUUGGCGGUGAUCAGCAAGAUCGUGAAUGGGGAGUGGAAUUGUGCGGUGGAAGUUCGGGUCUUAGAAGCUGAAAUGGGAUUGCUGUAG
This is a messenger RNA of Linum trigynum, 957 nucleotides long. The record is from the annotation of a GenBank genome assembly. NCBI's taxonomy places the organism in Eukaryota, Viridiplantae, Streptophyta, Magnoliopsida, Malpighiales, Linaceae.